Molecule: messenger RNA, 7291 nt
Organism: Drosophila serrata
Lineage: Eukaryota; Metazoa; Arthropoda; Insecta; Diptera; Drosophilidae
Gene: E(Pc)
Product: Enhancer of Polycomb
Biological process (GO): regulation of transcription by RNA polymerase II
Cellular component (GO): NuA4 histone acetyltransferase complex
Source: RefSeq, a predicted model, not a curated record
AGCGAAGGAGCAAAAGCUCGAGGCGGCGGGGUUGAGGGAGGGUGUCGAAACGGAUCCAGAUCGGGACACACCGUAUAUAGCCACCAAAGUUGCUAAUCCACACCCGAUCCGCACCAGCAGUGGCAUUACGUCUGCCAGGGGAACGGGCACAGGGGCUGCGUUAACCAGCUGGCAGAGCAGCCACAGCCACCGCAGCCCCGGUGCUAACUCAUCGGCGCAGGAUCAGGAGCAGUUUCGCAUCCGCAAGGAGCAUCAUCUCCAGCUAACAGCACCCUCAAUAGUGAGUAGAAGAGCCGAAGCAGGAGCCGGCACAGGCACAGCAGCAACGCCAACAACGAAGCCAGCGCAUCGGAGUAGAGUCAACAGCAGCAGUAGCUCCAGCAGCACAAAUCCUUGGCUGCCGUUGGCCAACUGCAGUUGGACAGCCGGACUAGGAGUAGGAGUAGCCGUAGCCGCAUCUAUAGCAACCUAAGCAGCCAAUUCCGCAUCAGAGCCACAGCAAAUAGAAAACGUUCCACACACCACCACCACCACCACCACUACCACCACCCAACCACACAGCCCACAAAAACUCUCACAACCAAGCGAGGCAUCAUCAGCAAUAACCGCCAAGAUGUCGAAGCUAUCGUUCAGAGCCCGCCACCUGGAUCCGUCCAAGCAGAUGCCCAUCUACUUGGCGGAGGAGCUGCCCGACCUGCCCGAGUACUCAGCCAUCAAUCGGGCGGUGCCGCAGAUGCCCAGUGGCAUGGAGAAGGAGGAGGAGUCGGAACACCAUCUGCAACGCGCUAUAUGCACGGGCCUGAUCAUCCCCACGCCCGAGGUACUGCAAACGGAUCAGCCCUUUUAUGAUGCCUACUAUCCGCCGGACUACAAGAUGCCCCGCCAAAUGAUCCAUAUGCAACCGCUUGGGCUGGACACUGAGGUGCCCGACUACGACAUGGACAGCGCUGAUGAGGACUGGCUCAGCCAGCAGCAGCGUCUGGAGCUCACCGAACUGAAGUUUGAGCAGAUGAUGGACCGGCUGGAGAAGAGCUCUGGCCAAACAGUGGUCACGCUAAACGAGGCAAAGUCUCUGCUCAAUCAGGACGAUGAGACCAGCAUAUCCGUCUACGAUUACUGGCUGAACAAGCGCCUCAAGAUGCAACACCCGCUGAUCCUCACGGUUAAGACAGAGAGUCGUCCCGGCGCCAGCUCCAACAACCCGUAUUUGGCUUUCCGUCGUCGCACUGAAAAAAUGCAGACCCGCAAGAAUCGCAAAAACGAUGAGGCCUCCUACGAGAAGAUGCUCAAGCUGCGACGCGACCUGCAGCGCGCUACCACUAUACUGGAGAUGGUGCGGCGACGCGAGGAGACGAAGCGGGAUCAUCUCAAGAUGACGGUGAAUAUCUUUGAGAAGCGCGUGGAGAUGCGUGACUUCAACGGUGCUGUCUACUCCGAGCUGAAUGCUCAGUAUAAGAAUACAAGACCCGCGUAUAAUCCUUUGUAUACGAAUCAAUACUCACAAGGGGCGGCGGCGGUGGGAACGGCUGGUGCCAUUCUGGCCGCCCUGCCCACGGGUCUGCUGCCAAGCGGUGGCGUUGGAGCGGCGGGCAAUGCGAAUGUCUAUGGAUCAGCGUCGCAGUACCUGAACACGUCGAAUCUGACAAUGGAUGGCAUCAACAGUGGCAGCGGCAAUGGGAGUAGCAGUCGCAAGGAGAAGCGUCCGUACAAGAAGCGAAAGCACAAAUUGCCUCGCGAUAAGCAGCAGCAACACCAGCAGCAGCAGUCAUCCCAACAGCAGCAACACCAGCAAUCGCAGCAGCAGCAACAACAGUAUUUGCCGGGCCUGUCGGCUUCGGCGGGAAGCGCCGCCGGUGUAUCUCCAGCUCAUCACCUGCCCCACCAUAUGCACCACCUUAGCAGGCAGCAGAGCUCCUCGCCGGCGGCCAAUGAUUCGGUUGUGGAUAGCGAGGAGGAGGACUACUUUGGCGCCGGUGCCCAGAAUGGUAACAAGCUGGGCUCCGAGAGCGAGGAGGAGGCGCCGUUUGCAUUUAGGCGCAAGUCGAGCUGUAUUUACCUGCCGACACGUCAACGAGAUGGCCGGUGGCCAUGGGACGCUGCCGAUGUGGAUGAGGAGGCUAUGCCGUCCAGUGGAGCCUGCUCGGAUGCCAAAUAUCGUUACACGCUGACCUCUCUCAACUAUCCCAGGCCACGCUGCAUCGGGUUCGCGCGUCGUCGUUUGGGCCGUGGCGGUCGCAUCCUCCUGGACCGGGCCACAACGAAUUUCGACGAUUUUUGGUCGCAGCUGGACUACACGGUCAUGGAGAGCCUGGUGGUUGACCGGUGUGGCGGUGACAAGCUCAAGCAGGAGCAUUCCGAGCCGUUGUCCAAGCCCAGUUCACCGCCAACGGUUGUGGAUUUGCUUCCAGCCGGAAAACCCAUCGAUGGCGAGUUGCAGCCAAUUGCUCCUCCGGAUCUGAUAAAGGUGGAACCUGCCAGUGAUGUUGAGAAACCACCAGCAGCAACAGCAGCAGCGGGAACGGAACCUAAUCAGGAGAGCAAGGAGCUAGAUUUGGAGUCGGAGGAGUGUCCCGAUAUGGAGGUGGAGGAUGAAGACCUGCCCACCGACGAUGAGAAUGUCUCGCGGUUGGGUAUCUACAGUUCUGCUGUUACGUUGCCCCAAAGUUCGCUGGAUCUGCGGCAGAAACGUCGCCGUCUGCGUCGUAAGAAGCAGCAGUUGCGUGAACAGAAUGCCGCCAAGCGACUGAAACGAUCCUCCGAGGUGGUGGCCAACGCCGGCGAGGAUAAUAUGCCGCAACAGGAGUCCAAGCCAGCACUUGGUCCACUGCCGCGGGCGUAUCUCAAGCGAUUGGCCAUGGUUCUGGGCCAGAAACUCAAGAAGGAGAAGGAGGAGAGCAAGGAGAAGGAAAUGUGUGAGAAUCUGGCGCCAGAGCGGUUGGAAAACAAGGAUCAGGGGUUGGAGCAGACACCGAGAGCCAAUCAUCAGCAGCAGCACCACCACCACCGUUCCAACAACAACAACAAUACCGUGUUGAAUAACAACAACAGCAGCAGCAGCAACAACAAUAGUAGUAGUAGUAGUAGUGUUAUGAAUAAGGAUGUUAGCAUUAGCGAAAAAAUCAAUGUGAUAAAGCAGGAAGCGGUAGCAACGGCAACGGCAGAUGAGGACGGCGGCUCGGGGGAUCAACCGGUGGCCUCCACCUCGGCAGCAGCGGCCGCAGCACGAGCCGCGGAAGCAGCCGCUGCAGCGGAAGCAGCCGCAUCCACGACGACGACGACGACGUCGUCCGGUGCACUCUCGGUGGAGGAAGUGGCCAAGACGAUAAAGCGUGAGCUAAUCGAUGCCGACGAUUCCAAUGAACCGCUGAGCAGCAUUCGCACUGCCGCCGCUGUCCUGCAGUCCACCACGCAAGAGCCUGUGCCCGAACUCAUGGACGAUGAGGCCGAGGACGAUGUUAAUCUCGCCCAGCUGAGCAGCAUCAUUCGGCACACGGCGGUCAAGAAGGAGCUGGAGGCGCAACAGCAUCAGCAGCAGGUGGUGCAGCAACAGAUGAAGGCCGCCCGACGCGCCGAAGAGGAGGAUGCGGCUGCCUGCCUGAACCAGCUGCCCGAUGUGAUUCGCCUGCAAAAUCUGCGCAACAGUCAGCUACACGCGCCGCGGCCCAAGGAUCUGUUUAUCCAACCGCCGGCCGAGGAGGAAGCAGAUGCCGAUGCGGACUACCUGGGCGGAUUGUCGCCCACCUCCAGCCAGCGUUUGGAUAUCUGCAACGAGCUGCUCUCGGAGAUUCGUCGCGAUUGGCUGCACUUCCGGCCGAAAACGCCCACGGACGAAUUGUCCGAUGACCAGGAAGAUGUGGGUAAGGUGUGCGAUGGAAAUGCCGUGGACUGGACCCAGGACACACCCAUCAGCGUGGAGCUUAAUCGCUUGGGCAAACUGAGUGCCGCCGAGGAUCUGUCCGAUUCCAAUUCGUACUUCCUGAGCAGCGCCUUUAAGUACACGGAUCUCGAGGCGGAUGCCCAGUUGCUGCAGACGGUUCAGGCGCAGGAUUAUGCCCGCGGCAGCAGCAAGAGUCCCAAUUGCUCCGGUUCGGGCGCGGGUUCCGCCCUCGAAUUCAACCUUAGUGGCGGUGACUCACUGAACGACAUCAACAAUCUGCUGGGCGAUGACGAGGAUGAGGACGAUAAUCACGAGCAUAUGCUGGACAACAUCCUGCAGGAGUGCGCCAUGGAUGAUCCCAAGGCGCUGAAUCAGGCCACCAACUUCUGGAAUGGCAUCCUCGAUGGCGAGGCAGCGGUGGACGAAGUGGAGAUGGCCGACCAGCUGCUGGACUGCAUCGAUGAGAAGAAGCCAAAGGUGGGCGGUGCGGCGGAUGCCGCCAAGCGCGCUGGUCGCAAUCGCAAAAUGAGAUUAGCGCAAUGCCCGCUGGGCAGUUCCACCUUCACCGUGUGUCCCACUGCGGAAUCGCUCAAGGAGCGUCAGAUCUUCUUUAGCCAGGCACCGGUGCCGCCGGUGCUGGUCACACCCAAAGAGGAGCCACCAACGGAGGUGGAGCAACCCGAGCAGCAUCAACAACAGGUGAUGGUUAAAGAAGCCGCCUUGGUGACUGUGAAGGUGGAGCCGGCGCUGGAGAAGCCUCAAGCGACAGAGAUUGUUUCGGUUGCUGUUGCAACCCCGGCAACACAGCAACAAAUGCCGCCACAAGCCAUUGCCCUGCCCUCGGCUCAGCUGAUCAACAUACCCGCCCAGAUAACCACCCAGCAGCAAAAGCAACAGCAGCAGCAGCAGCAGCAGACGCUUCAGACCCAUCAGCAGCCCCAGGUGGCGCAGCUGCUUAAUCAGUUCGCCAAUGCCAGUCCGCAGAUCAUCGCACGCACCGAGUACGGAGGCGGUGCAGCUGUGGGUGACAUUGUGACCAUUACACCGCACACGGGCAGCAGUCCGCUACCCACCCUCACCGCCCAACAGCAGCUGCAGCACCAGCUGGCCCAGGCUCAGCUCCGGAACGUAACCGUCCAGCAGCGGCAGGCAACGCCCCAGAAUCCCAACCAGAAUCAGAAUCCCCAGCAGCAGCAGCAGCAGCAGCAGUUGCUCUUCCAGAUGCAGCGGGACGCAACGGGACAGCGCUCCCUGACGCCCCUGCAAGCAACCGGCGCUGGCGCCACCGGCAACCACAUGAUCUACACCACCAGCAGCGGUGAAAUUGUCACGGCGGCAACAGCCGCAGCUGCGGCGGCAGCCCAAAAGGUCACCUAUGCCAUUCAGAAGACGACGGGCGUGCCCGGCGGUGGAGCAGGUACCACAACCUCCAUUGGCCCCAACACGGUCAUCACACUGUCCAAUGUGAAAGUGCAAAACGAUGAUGGCUCCUCGGGUGGCAAUGGCAGCACCGGAUCCAGCGUGAACAUCAUCAAUACGGCCAGUGGACAGCAGCUGGCUGUGCACAGCAUAGCAGGACUGCAACAGCAGCAGCAACAGCAGGCACAGCAGCAGGUGCAGCAGGUGACCACCAGUACGCCGUUGAUUAUAACAACGCCCACGCGGAACAAUGUCCAACAGCAGCAGCAGCAGCAGCAACAGCAGCAGCAGCCGAUUUUGUGGCGGCAAGUGAGCGGAACCAACACGGCAGUGGCCACCACAGCAGUGCUCUCCACCACAGUGGACUCUUCGCCAGUGGCGGUGAGCAAUAAGAUCCUCUGGACGAGUCGGGCCACACAGAAGAGGCAACUCAAUGGACCGGAGAAUACAGACAUCAACAAACUCCUGCUGAAUCGCAAAUUCCUGCGCAAGCAACAGCAGCAACAACAUCAGCAGCAGCAACAGCAGCACCAAAUUCAACUGACCAAGCAGCAGCUCCAGCAUUUGGUGCAGCAUGAAGAUCUCGAAGAACUGGUGGCCACCAAUCCGGGCAAUAGCAGCGAUCAAGUGGAAACAGGCGAAGCUCUGCUGUUGCAACAGCAGCAGCAACAACAACAGCAACAGCAGCUGCAGAAGCUCAGCAAGGUGAUCAAGAUGUCGCAGUUCCCGCUGCUCGUCUCGGACGUCAAUCUGCAGCAACAACAGCAGGCGGGGUCAAACCAGCAGCAGCAGCAGCAGCAGCUCAAGACGAACUCGGCGGCUACCAUAGCGGCCAAUCACAACUACAGCCUGCAUCCCGCCUCCACAGCAAUCAUUACAACGCAGGCGGGACCGCAGCAGGCCAACAAGAUCUUCCUGACCAGCAGCAGCAACAGCAGUGGCGGCGGAACUGCCGGGAACUUCACCAUCGCAACGCCUGGAGAACUGCAAGCAGCGGCGGCGGCGGGACAAAAACUACACUACAAGGAACUCACCACCAACUCCAACCUGAAGCUGAAUUUUGUGAGCAGCUCGGGUGGAGGAGAUGGAACGCAGCAGGUGGGCGCCACCACAGUGGUACUUAACAAGUCGCAGCAACAACAACAGCAGCAACAGCAACACCAGAAGCUCAAGACCCUGGCCACCGCUGGCAACUCACAACCCGGACAGGGCGGUGACAAGCGAGUGUUGUACACCAGUUUGCUGAAUGUGAAGCCGCUGCAGAAGAACAACAGCGGCCAGAUGCAGAUGCAACUUGGUCCGGGUGGACUGCAGCAGGUGCUCCGCGGACGCCUCAACAAUUCGGCGAUUAUAACCAGAACCCUGCCGCUGGGCACCACGGUGAACAGUACGGGCGGCGGGGCUGUGGGACCGGCCACAACCACUACGAUUAGGCAACUGGUUGCCACAAAUGCCAACAAUGUGGGCUCCCAGGAUGGUGGCGGCACUCUAUUGAGUGCCAAGGAUGUGGGCAAGGCCCUGACCGUGGAGCAGGUGAUAGCCAGUGCCAAUAAUGGCGGAGUGGUGCUGCCCACCAGCAACAAUAACAAUAAUAAUAACAACAACAAUGGCAACGGAGGAAAUGGUGGAGGAGGAGGAGGAGGAGGACCUGUUACCACUACAGCAGGAGGAGGCGUUAAUGCCGGUGGAGCAACUGGCGCUGGAGCAGGAGGCGGAGCGACGGGUGUGACAACGUCCACGAUCAACAGAUGAGACGCGGAUGGAAGCGGCAGCAGCAGCUAACAUCGAAUGCAACCGAAAACCGUGCAACUGCCCAGCGGCACAUUGCUCAGCUUGGCGCCGUCGCUGACGCCACCGGAAGCGGAAGCCCAGGCGGUGGCCAUAGCCCUGCCACUGGCUGCGUCAGACGGCCAAAUGGCAUUGGGCCAGCUCCUGCAGCAGCCCAACAAUUGCUGCUGUGCCCUCUGUUUGGUGAACAAAAGCAGCAGCAGCGAG